AUGCGAUUCCAUGUGACUUUGGCCUUGGCGGCCCUUACUAGCGCCGUAUCAGCUCAGAUUACGCUCACGCCGACAACCGUGUGCCGCGGCGCGACGUGCAUCACGACGACGACGACAGGAGACGGCAGCAUCCCCACAGGGCCCGGCCACGAUGAUCCGUGGCCUGGAACGGAGCCCACCAACGACACCGGCGGCGGCAUCGACACCGGCAAUGGAAACGGAAACGGAGAAACCACCGCCCCGACAGGAGAGCGGGUUACCGUGACGGAAACGCUACGGGAAACGUCCACCAUCACCGCGGUUCAGGAGGUGACUCGCCUGGUCACGCUGACCAACGAGAGGACCGUCGUGAGCACCACGACCCAAGUGCAGGUCGUGACCAGCACAGUCACGUCGACGGUCGUCACGACCGCUCCCUGCGGAGCCCCGCCCGCCGCUGCAUGCCCUACCGUUACUUCCACGGGUACGGCCUGCAGGACGUGCCUGCUGCCCGGCUGCAACACCACCGUGAAGCUGACCAAGCCCUGCGGCUGCACGGGCGCGCUUCCUACUACGACUGUCGACUUCCCUGCACCGCGGCAGGCAUCUGCAACAAGAUCGGAUGUGCGACCGUGUAUAGCACUGUGA
Messenger RNA from Parascedosporium putredinis, 627 nucleotides. Lineage: Eukaryota; Fungi; Ascomycota; Sordariomycetes; Microascales; Microascaceae. The record is from the annotation of a GenBank genome assembly.